Messenger RNA from Cyphellophora europaea CBS 101466, 342 nucleotides. RefSeq lists its product as uncharacterized. The record is from RefSeq and is a predicted model, not a curated record. The transcript has 2 exons. Gene Ontology annotation, cellular component: cytosol. Lineage: Eukaryota; Fungi; Ascomycota; Eurotiomycetes; Chaetothyriales; Cyphellophoraceae. Bases 1 to 342 code for a protein of 113 amino acids.
AUGUCAGCCCUGUCACAGAUCGGCACGCCGCCGAAAUGCACCGCCGAUUUCUGUUUGAUCCCGAUUGGAACUCCCACGGCAUCGGUAUCAGCCGAGAUCGCGGAGGUGCAGAAGUUGCUCAAGCAAAGUGGCAUCAAAUACUCGAUGCACUCUGCGGGAACGACGCUUGAAGGCUCGUGGGACGAGUGUAUGAGGGUAAUGGGACAGUGCCACUCUAUGCUACACGCCCGAGGUGUUGUCCGCGUCCAGACAGAUAUUCGCGUCGGUUCACGGACAGAUAAGUCACAGACGAUGGAAGACAAAGUUGCCGCUGUCGAGCGACUGCUGGCGGCUGAGAAGUAG